CUUUAUCAAAGACGAUUCAGAACAUUUUAAGAAAUAACAAACACCAACAUUGCAUACUUUUUAUGCAAAGUAAAUCACACUGAUUAGAAUUUCUAAUCUUGCAUACUAAAUUGCGCACAAACAUAUAAUUAGUCGAGGCUUCAAUUGGAUGACAUUGUCGGGCGAAGAAUACGAAACAAGUUAGGAAAGCAAGUGAUCACGUACCUUCCAGAGCAGCUCUGCCCUUGCAUGCCCCCACCCCCCGACAUGUCCGACCCCAUGGCCAGCAGCACAUCGAAUUAGUUAUCGUCAGUCUUUCUCCGUCCGACAGUUGAUAGCCGCUGAAGAUGAUGAGGAGGGCUCUUCUUUGGUACUUCGCGCUGUUUCUGGUCUAUUGCGGGUACUUGGCACUGGGUGCGUUAAUUUUCUCGGCCAUCGAAGAGCCUUACGAGACGCGUCUGAGACACGAAGUCAAACGCUGGAGGGCGCGCUUCCUGGCCAUUCAUCCCUGCCUUUCUGCGGCCGAACUGGACUCCUUCCUGAGCUCCCUUUUGGGUGCAAGUCGAUAUGGGGUGGCGGUAGUGGGGAACGCGUCGCUGCCAAUGCGGUGGGACUUUGUUUCGGCGCUUUUCUUCACUAGCACCACCCUUACUACAACCGGUUUUGGUCAUCCAGCACCUUUGUCGGCAGAGGGAAAGGUUUUCUGUGUUGUGUAUUGCAUAUUUGGAAUCCCACUAACGCUGGUGUUCCUCUCCCUGUCGUCCCGCUACACCCUGCUGUGCCUGCGUAACCUUCCUCUGCGCAGCCUCCAGCUAAGAUUCCCAGGCCGUGAGCAAGUCCUACACCAUGUCUACAGCCUAAUCCUACUCUUACUGCUUGUGGGAGUCAUCUUUCUGAUUCCUGCCCAGCUCUUCUCUGUCAUGGAGGUGGACUGGAGCUUUUUUGAUUCCCUCUACUUCUGUUUCAUCUCAAUUAGUACUAUUGGCCUCGGGGACUUUGUCCCAGGGGAACAGGGUGGACAGCGUCGGCCUCAUAUCUACAAGCUGGCUAUCAUUGUCUACCUGAUGUUGGGUCUGAUUGGGAUGUACGUCUUGCUAGAUGUGUUGAGAGGCCUCCUGCAGUUCCGUUCCUUGUACACUCGCUUCCUUCCUCCCAGGCCAAGGCCCCCUCAUGAGGCCACAGCGAAUGAGUCACGCCUGUCUGCAGUGCGACGUGGGAUAUGCAACUCCGCCUUGGAGAGCCAGGAUACCUUGUGCUCCUAAAGCCCCUUGUACAACUGAAGGAUGGCUUUUUGCUGGUUGGGUUUGGAUAGUGUGACUGGUGAUUCCUCUGGUUCGGCUCCUUAAGACUCCAUCAUAUGACUUUCCUUUCUCUGUUAGAGCAUUACUGAGUGUUUUCGGGUGGGUGGAGGUGAGGUCCUGACCGCAGUGGGUUUCUCGCCUGCUAACAUUCUAAAGGCACUUUUAGGGACACCAAUGGCCAUUGGUUGCAACUGGCAACUGGAUUUACAGAUUGCAUGUGGCACAGUUAAUAUUAUAAUAUUAGGAGGCCAUGUUUGCACCACACCUGGCUACAAACAAUGGCCCCAGCCUAAUCAUGGAGACUAAUAUUACUCUUCAUAAAUGAAAAGUAAUGUUGUUAAUACGUGUGAAUAAAUAUAUCAGAUCACUGUUAGGCUUUUUUUUGGCUGUGGUUACAAUUGGCUUUCAGUGACAUGUAUAAGCUACCAUCUAGAUUGCUUUGUGCCACUAAAAUGCUACUGUUUCAUCAAUUUUUGAUGUGUGGAUGUGGUCUUUGAGGUCUGUGAAGACUGACAUGGCCACUUGAAGUGGUGAUGGUGAUGAGGCUAGUGUGUUCUAAAUAAAGUUCAUUGUUAGUGAAGCACAGCACGCCAUUUGGUGAAGUGGAGGUGGCUGCGUGGAUGGGUGCACAACAAUAGGGUGUCGGUGGUAUUCACUGAUGGGCACUAACUUUGCCCAAAUGCUGAUAAAGGUGUGUGUAAUAUAUGCACACAGUCACAGUGUUCAAAAUAUUAAAACAUUUGGUGAAAGAAAUUCAUCUGGUAAAAUACUGAGUGCCCCAUUUUGUUGAGUCUAAUUGCCAUUUUAAUGUUAAUGGCUGUGCAGGCAGUGACCAUACAUUUUUCAUAGAUAUUUAUUUGCGGGAGUCAGUUAGCCAUCAGUUGAUCACAUCUCUUAGUCAAAAGCACCAAGUACCAGAUUUUUCUGGUGAUGGAAAUAUAUAAGGACUGUUAAUGAACGGGGGGUUAUGACUGGCAUCUUGUCAGUUUGUAUGCUUGAUAGGUCAACAUGGUCCCACUUUUUUAUUAAUCAGAACAAUGUUCUGCCCCCUAUUGGUUGGUAGUUGUUCCAAUCUCUUGCCAACACUUGGUGGCCCUGCUUGCUCUCUAAGGAGUAAGGAUCAGUCAUUCACCCCUCUAGCAGCCUAAAUAUUUUGUGACUAAAGCAGGGCUACUACUUGCUUCUCCAUUCUGGGCCACCCAACCCACCUACAACGUCUGCUACUCUCUGACAUUCAUGUCAUCAGUAGGUCAUCUUGUAGUUUCAUUAAGGUAGCUUGUUUCCCGUGGGUACCAACCUCUAGGAAUCUCCUGCUCAUCCAAUGUCCUCUUCACCAGAGUAACAGACUGUUGACUGCAUACAACUUUGGGUACAGUAGAGGUGUCUUGCCAGUCACACAGAAUGAUAAUGGUGCCCAUCAGGGCUAUGUGUGUGACCUUGGAGAGCAGAUGAGUCCAGUCCUUGAUCUGCACAUCCAGAGACCGUGAAGGCAGGAGGUUUAGUUCGGAAGCUACACCAGGUACUUCUGUCUUUUUGAACACCUCAUCAGAAAAGCAGUUGGACUCAAAGUGAUGCAUUGCUACGAUCCAGUGCUCUUAGCAAGGCAUAUUGAUAAGCAUCAUCAGUCCUGACACUGGGACGUCCCAGCACACAACUUGUCAAGUGAGGGAUAAGGCAGCCUGGGAAGCACUGCAGUCCAUGAAAAGUAAAGUUUUAGUGAGGUAUGGAACACAAAUGCUGCAGGAUAAAAUAAGAACUCGAUUAGUUUCAACUCCUGAGUGAUAGUGUGGAUCCAGAAUAUGGAAGAAGGCUCCAGGGAUCAAUAGUGCCUUCCUGCUGGUGCUGUAAUAAUGUGAACUGUGUAUUUGUGAUGCACAUUGGGUCCUUUAUGCCCCUAACUACCUGAUUAUUUUUGAAUUCCUGCAUUUUCUAUCACCCUCUUCUAACCUUAUAGUUUCCACACUGUAAAAACAAAAAAUCAUAUUUGUCACAAUAAAAUUUUUCAGAAUGUUUUAUGCUUAUUUGUGAGAACAGGCAGAAAAUAAUGCUAAACUUGUAUGUGUCUUUAAUUUGUGGUGUUAUACGACUAACAGAACAUGCAAAAUGCCCAAAGUAAAAAUAGAUAACAAAAAUUCAACUCAAUUACAGGGGUCAAUAGAGUCCGCGAUUGGAGAGGACUUAUUCCAGCCCUGGACAUUCUCAUCAGACUGCGGUUGUAGGAGCUCAGGUUCUGAAGUCGCAUCAUUCUCUGUGCAAAAGAAAGUGCCAGACAAUGCAAUGAUGUCUUUCAAACUGAAAAGGCUUACAAAGGAAAAUAAUUUCUU
Molecule: messenger RNA, 3604 nt
Organism: Polypterus senegalus (gray bichir)
Lineage: Eukaryota; Metazoa; Chordata; Cladistia; Polypteriformes; Polypteridae
Product: potassium channel subfamily K member 1-like
Exons: 3
Coding region: 327-1241 (304 amino acids)
Biological process (GO): stabilization of membrane potential; potassium ion transmembrane transport
Cellular component (GO): membrane
Molecular function (GO): potassium ion leak channel activity
Source: RefSeq, a predicted model, not a curated record